AUGUGUCACUGUCUCAUGUGUCACUGUCCCAUGUGUCACUGUCCCAUGUGUCACUGUCCCAUGUGUCACUGUCCCAUGUGUCACUGUCGCAUGUGUCACUGUCUCAUGUGUCACUGUCUCAUGUGUCACUGUCUCAUGUGUCACUGUCCCAUGUGUCACUGUCUCAUGUGUCACUGUCCCAUGUGUCACUGUCCCAUGUGUCACUGUCCCAUGUGUCACUGUCUCAUGUGUCACUGUCCAUGUGUCACUGUCCCAUGUGUCACUGUCCCAUGUGUCACUGUCCCAUGUGUCACUGUCUCAUGUGUCACUGUCCCAUGUGUCACUGUGUCACUGUCCCAUGUGUCACUGUCCCACUGUCCCAUGUGUCACUGUCCAUGUGUUACUGUCCCAUGUGUCACUGUCCCAUGUGUCACUGUCCCAUGUGUCACUGUCCCAUGUGUCACUGUCCCAUGUGUCACUGUCCCAUGUGUCACUGUCCCAUGUGUCACUGUGUCACCUCAUGUAUCACUGUCCCAUGUGUCACUGUCCUAUGUGUCACUGUCCCAUGUGUCACUGUCCCAUGUGUCACUGUCCCAUGUGUCACUGUCCCAUGUGUCACUGUCCUAUGUGUCACUGCCUCACCCAUCUUCUCUGCUGUCUAUGGCCUCCAUGCUCGUCUUUUGUGUAUGGCCUCCUGAUUUAAUGCUUAAGUGUGGCCUCCAGGCUGUUCUUCUGCUUGUGGUCUCCAGGCUGCGUACCACAGACGAAGACUGGGGUGGAGGCUACGAACCUCUGUUUACACCGCCUAGUGACUGUUGCCAGAAGAGUUGUUAUAAAAUAGUGAUGACAUUAAUUGCAUACGUGUUAACCAAGAUGCCAAUCAGAGUGUUAACCAAGGUGCCAAUUAGAGUGUUAACCAAGGUGCCAAUCAGAGUGUUAACCAAGGUGCCAAUCAGAGUGUUAACCAAGGUGCCAAUCAGAGUGUUAACCAAGGUGCCAAUCAGAGUAUUAACCAAGGUGCCAAUCAGAGUGUUAACCAAGGUGCCAAUCAGAAUCUCCAACAUAGAUCUCCAACUAGCUCUCCAACACAGCUCUCCAACACAGCUCUUCAACACAGCUCACAAACACAGUUCACAAACACAACUCUCCAACAAAGCUCUCCAACACAGGUCUCCAACAGAGCUCUCCAACAAAGCUCUCUAA
Molecule: messenger RNA, 1182 nt
Organism: Homarus americanus (American lobster)
Lineage: Eukaryota; Metazoa; Arthropoda; Malacostraca; Decapoda; Nephropidae
Product: keratin-associated protein 16-1-like
Exons: 5
Coding region: 1-1182 (393 amino acids)
Source: RefSeq, a predicted model, not a curated record